CAAACGCGAAAGAUUUGCUUGUGCUGCAAAGUUGCGCAGGGGAAGGGGAGAGACAAGCAGGACGGUGGCUGAAUCAUGUUCAUUGGCCUCGUCUUAUAUUGUAUGGGCUGACUAGAAUCGCCUUUUCGAGGCAUGCAUAUGUAAUAAACUAUUUUAGGUUUGUCAGUCAUUCGCAGUUUUGAAGAUACUUUCGAAGCAUAUUCUUUGCCUUGUUUGCACGAAGUUACCAUCGAAGUUAGCUGGUUAGCCUGCACAGCCGAUCCAGGAAAAGGAGAAGUUACUACUCGUCAGUGGUUUUCUCUGCAGGAAUGUCGCAGCCAGAGAGUCCCUUCUAUCGAACGGAGCUUAACAAGACUGUCUGGGUGGUUCCUGUACGAUACCAGAAAUUGACCCCUGUUGGUUCUGGUGCAUAUGGAUCAGUAUGUUCUGCGUUUGAUGAGCACACUGGCCUGAGUGUUGCCGUGAAGAAACUCUCUCGGCCAUUUCAGUCCAUCAUCCACGCCAAACGCACCUACAGGGAGAUGCGGCUUCUCAAACACAUGAAACAUGAAAACGUGAUCGGUUUGCUGGAUGUCUUCACCCCUGACACCAAUGUGGAUGACUUCAAUGACCUAUACCUGGUGACCCACCUCAUGGGCGCAGACCUGAACAACAUUGUGAAGUGCCAGAAGCUGACGGACGACCACGUGCAGUUCCUCAUCUACCAGAUCCUCCGUGGCCUCAAGUACAUCCACUCGGCAGACAUCAUACACAGGGAUCUGAAGCCCAGUAAUCUGGCUGUGAAUGAGGACUGUGAGCUGAAGAUCCUGGACUUUGGUCUGGCCCGGCAUACAGAUGAUGAGAUGACUGGCUAUGUGGCGACGCGGUGGUACCGAGCCCCUGAGAUCAUGCUCAACUGGAUGCACUACAACAUGACCGUGGACAUUUGGUCGGUUGGAUGCAUCAUGGCUGAGCUGCUGACUGGGAGGACCUUAUUCCCCGGGACUGACCACAUAAACCAGCUUCAGCAGAUUAUGAGGCUGACUGGAACGCCCCCCGCCUCGCUAAUAAAUAGGAUGCCUAGCCACGAGGCCAGGAACUACAUCAACUCCUUACCGCAGAUGGCGAAGAGGAAUUUCACCGACGUGUUCAUUGGAGCCAACCCACUUGCGGUGGAUCUGCUGGAGAAGAUGCUGGUUCUGGACACGGACAAGAGGAUAACUGCGGCCGAGGCGCUGGCCCACACGUACUUCGCCCAGUACCACUGACCCAGCCUGGCAGAGCC
Messenger RNA from Clupea harengus (Atlantic herring), 1264 nucleotides. RefSeq names its product mitogen-activated protein kinase 14a (gene mapk14a). Gene Ontology annotation, molecular function: ATP binding; MAP kinase activity. Lineage: Eukaryota; Metazoa; Chordata; Actinopteri; Clupeiformes; Clupeidae. Gene Ontology annotation, biological process: protein phosphorylation. The record is from RefSeq and is a predicted model, not a curated record.